AUGCUGUUAUUAUUACUAUUAUUAUCAUUACUUUUAUUCUAUGUUCAUUUAGUUAUUUUAAAUAAAGUUGAUUUAAUUUUAACAAAGACAAUUAUAUCUAUUCGUUGUCCUGAUGGUAAAAUUUCGUUUGUCGGCUUUCUUCAUACAGCAAAUAAAAUAGAUAAUCUUCGUUCAUAUUGUUCUCAUCCAUAUCUUGUUUCAUCUGAUGAUUUAAUUAUUAUAUUUACUACAAAUGCAUUACUUCAUAAAUGUAUCAAUGAAAAAACUCUCAAUACAAAAUUUAAACUUCAUUUAACACUAACACAUCAAAGUGAAAGUAUUUCACCAACUUCUAUAUCAAUUCAUAAUGAAAAAUCAGGAUCAACUAAAACAUUAGAACAAGAAUCGUUUUUUAAUAAAAACUAUACAGUAACAAUCGCUAAUAAUAUCAAAUUAAUUAGUUUAGACAAAGGAAAAUUCCGUUAUACAUUCUAUAUAUGGUUUAUUAAACGAGAUUGGAUUAUCUGUCGAUUAGAUAUAGUCUUUGAUUCUCAUCCAUGCCAUCAUAAAGAUGAUUUUCCUAAUGCCCUAUUUAUUCCUUUUUGUUAUUAUAAUGUAUGA
Molecule: messenger RNA, 600 nt
Organism: Rotaria sp. Silwood2
Lineage: Eukaryota; Metazoa; Rotifera; Eurotatoria; Philodinida; Philodinidae
Source: the annotation of a GenBank genome assembly